Nematostella vectensis (starlet sea anemone) is the source of this 2596-nucleotide messenger RNA. RefSeq names its product protein gustavus. The record is from RefSeq and is a predicted model, not a curated record. Gene Ontology annotation, biological process: proteasome-mediated ubiquitin-dependent protein catabolic process; intracellular signal transduction. Gene Ontology annotation, molecular function: protein binding. Gene Ontology annotation, cellular component: SCF ubiquitin ligase complex. NCBI's taxonomy places the organism in Eukaryota, Metazoa, Cnidaria, Anthozoa, Actiniaria, Edwardsiidae. Bases 804 to 1664 code for a protein of 286 amino acids. The transcript is spliced from 3 exons.
GCUAUGAACAAAGGGGUGAUAGUGGGGUGAAGCAAAGCGCUGUGUUUUCAUGGUGAUUGCACGCUAAGAACAUACGGUUACUAGCUGAGCUACUCAGCACCACGCUAGGAUGCGCGAGUCACCUGUUGUACUAGGAGUCAAUCUGAGAAGCCUGAAGGCCAGAUCCACACAACCACAUAAACUAACCAUUAAAUAUUGAUCGACAUUACACUGAGCUUUACUGAUAAUAGGUGAAAAGAAUUCGCGCUUUCACCAGUCAGUGCAUAAGCUUGCAAAAAAGUCAGAAAAUUCACAAGUUUUCGGUUUGAGGAUGUAGGAGCGCGAUUCGCGACCCGCGCCAGGAGGCUACGGCGGGCCCCAGAACGCCAUUUACGCAGCGGACCGCUCGCGAUUUCGUGCGCAAAUUUCGUCCAAAGUAAUCCCGCUACUCGCACCGGAAAUGACCCGUAGCGCGUGUGUCACACGUUGUUGAUUUUCAGACGUGUUACUUUCAUGGUCGAGUAAUCACGCAUGCGCAGAAGGUUCUAUUCACUAACACGCACACGAUAUAAAUAAAAAGGAAAUUUUUCCGAUGACAACAAAGACCAUUCAAACAGGCACAUACAAGAGUCGAAGCGGUGGUCGUAAAAGCACAAACGACCCUCGCUCAUCACCAGGAGAACAAAGAUCCUUUAGAGAAUAUCUCUAGUACAACAUUGUCUUCGAGACGGCAGAAUAUUACAAGUUGUGGUAGAUCGAUCCACAAGGACGGACUCAAGUUGGAUUCACAAACUAUUUUUUCACUACAUCCCCAUCUCUCGACCAUGGGAUCAAGGAUCUCGGCAGUGAAACGUAGCGAUCACAACGACAAUAGACAAGGAGUUUAUAAAUCCUUGAACUUUAUAAGAGAGGAGGAUGAUAGAGCAAGAGAUUUAGCGAGGCCGGAGAAACUUGACAUAGUGUUAGACCGACCAGCGCUACCGGAAGAGAGACAAGCAGAAUUCGCGUGGAAUCCGGCCGAUCGUUCAGUCAAUGUGUUCGUCAAAGACGAUGAUCCGUUCACAUUUCACAGACACCCUGUGGCCCAAAGUACGGACUCAAUACGAGCUAAAGUCGGCUUUAAUCGUGGGUUCCAUGUGUGGGAGAUUCACUGGUCUACCAGGCAGCGUGGUACACAUGCUGUUGUCGGAGUGGCAACUGCCAAAGCUCCGCUACACUGUACCGGCUAUCACUCGCUUGUCGGGAACACUGAGGAUGGAUGGGGCUGGGACAUAGUAAGGAAUAAACUCUAUCACGACGAGAAAGGGAACUCGACCGUCAAAUAUCCAGCGCAUAAUGCCGACAUAGAACACAAUUUCGUGGUCCCUGAUAGAUUUCGUGUUAUUCUCGACAUGGAUGAAGGAACAUUAGCGUUUGAGACUUUAGAAGGGAAAUAUCUCGGUGUUGCGUUUAGAGGACUAAAAGGACAGACAGUUUACCCUGUGGUAUCAGCUGUUUGGGGGCACUGCGAGAUCGCCAUGCGGUACAUCGGCGGCCUUGAUCCUGAACCACAACCUUUACAAGAUCUUUGCAGACGUGCAAUCAGAAAGUCUAUAGGAAAAGAAAACUUAUCCAAAGCAAACAUAAAUACACUUCCUUUGCCAGUACCUAUGAAGAAAUAUCUACUCUACCAGCAAGGCUGGUGAUUUCUAGAAAUGAUAGCAAGGGAAUGAUGGAAAUGGCGUCAACAUGCUGAUAUUCAGCCUGACGUUCUCAAAAUGAGCUCUGUGGUAAAGUUCCAAAAGCCAAUCGCCAAGAAGCUCAAAACUCACCACAUCGCAAGCAUCUUGCCAUCGUCACAGGGGCACAGGUCUUGAGAUACAGGCAGACAGUCUUAUGCAUCGAACAUUGGUCAUCCAAGUGGCCUAGAACAGGAAAUAAUCCCACAAAUUGAUUUUCCUAGUUGGGUUUUCCAUAUUUUAUUCUUGAUUAAUGGAUUUAUAUGUCUACAGAAAUUGAUCAGGUGAACAAAUUUAUUUCUUAGAGCUUUUAUUUGUAUGAUUCAUAAAUGCAACUUUCUGGCUCAGAAAAGACGUCUCUCCUGAGAAUACUCUUGAAAUUUUAGCAGUGUUUCAAAUUGCAAUGUUUAUAUAUAGUGCAUUUAUUUGUGGAUACACAUUCCAGAAAACUGACAAAGUCAGAAAGCAAACAUUUAGAAAAAUGACAAUUAUUUUCCCUUUUAUUAAUAUUAUUAAGUUAUUUAGUUUAUUUGGACGAUAAUAGCAAAAUUUCUUUAGAAUGCCUCAAGUUACAUUCAAAUUGUACAUACAUUGCCAGCCUCUGUAAAGACUGAUUGAUUCAUCCAUUCAUAAAUUAUACCAGGACACUAUUAUUAUCCAGCAACAAUGCAAAAUGAGUUUUUAAUCCAAUCAAAUGCCUUACCUCAUUACCUGUCCAUUUUUGCUAAAGUUUCUGAGUUUCAAUGAUAAUUUGGCAUGCUACGUAAUUUAUAAAUGAGCAAGGUUAUUUAUUUAUGAGGCAAAGAAAGCCAGUAUACGUAUUAUUUAAUGAUAUUAUAUAUUGAAUUGAAGUUCCUGUUAAAAGACGAUGCUGUUCUUGAAAUAAAAUAAUUUGCAUA